GCGCUGGGAGCGCUGGAACCCCGCGCUCGGCGUCCGCCGCCGCCGGGUGGCCGGGCAGUGGAGGUCCCGGAUGAGGCGACAAUUUUUCCGGCCCCCCUCCCAGUCCCGCCCCACUUCCGGGGCCGCCACUUUCACUUUCUCUUCCGCCGAAGCCGCUCCGCUUGCGAAGAACUGGGGCCUCCUGGGAGGAGAGAGGGCUUUGCGUUGAAACCCAGGACGCCAGGAGUGCUCCCGCAAGUGGGGGUCCUCCGGGACUUGGAACGCCCUGGCUGGGCGGUGUCCGGGCGUCCUUUCCCCGCUUCUCCCCACCUCGGCUGGUCCCGUUUCUUCUUGCGCCCAGUGCGGACUUGUCUCGGCGCCCGCUGCCCUCUCACCGCCCCACUCGGGAUCCCGGCCUGGUCACCAGGCAGUGUGAUGCUUCCCGAUUGCCGCGGGGACAGCGAGGCACAGACAGAACUUGGGCCGCGCCGGAGGCCACACGGCCUGGCUGAGUUGCUCCUGGUCUCCCGCCUCUCCCAGGCGACCCGGGGGUAGCAUUUCCCAGGAGGCACGGUCCCCCGCAGGGGGAUGGGCGCAGCCACACCAGAUGGACGAGAAGACCAAGAAAGGCUGUGGGUGCGCGUGGAAGAUGCUCAGAUGCACACUGUCACCAUCUGGCUCACAGUGCGCCCUGAUAUGACAGUGGCAUCCCUCAAAGACAUGGUUUUUCUGGACUAUGGCUUCCCACCAGUCUUGCAGCAGUGGGUGAUUGGGCAGCGGCUGGCACGAGACCAGGAGACCCUGCACUCCCAUGGGGUGCGGCAGAAUGGGGACAGUGCCUACCUCUAUCUGCUAUCAGCCCGCAACACCUCCCUCAACCCUCAGGAGCUGCAGCGGGAGCGGCAGCUGCGGAUGCUGGAAGAUCUGGGCUUCAAGGACCUCACGCUGCAGCCACGGGGCCCUCUGGAACCAGGUCCCCCAAAGCCCAGGGUCCCCCAGCAACCCGGAUGGGGGCAGCCAGAUGCAGUGCCUGAGCCCCCACCGGUGGGCUGGCAGUGCCCCGGGUGCACCUUCAUCAACAAGCCUACACGGCCUGGCUGUGAGAUGUGCUGCCGGGCACGUCCCGAGGCCUACCAGGUCCCCGCCUCAUACCAGCCCGACGAGGAGGAGCAAGCACGCCUGGCGGGCGAGGAGGAGGCGCUGCGUCAGUACCAGCAGCGGAAGCAGCAGCAGCAGGAGGGGAACUACCUGCAGCACGUCCAGCUGGACCAGAGGAGCCUGGUGCUGAACACCGAGCCCGCCGAGUGCCCCGUGUGCUACUCGGUGCUGGCGCCCGGCGAGGCCGUGGUGCUGCGUGAGUGUCUGCACACCUUCUGCAGGGAGUGCCUGCAGGGCACCAUCCGCAACAGCCAGGAGGCGGAGGUCUCCUGCCCCUUCAUUGACAACACCUACUCGUGCUCGGGCAAGCUGCUGGAGAGGGAGAUCAAAGCGGUAAGGCCUUGGGGUGGGAGACAUACCCCAGUCCUAAGGAACUGGGCCCGGAGCAGGCAGGUAGGGACUGGCUCAGGCAGCAGGCAUCUUUUCUUUCUUUUUCUUUUCUUUUUUUUUUUUUUUUUUUGGAGAUGGGGGUCUCCCUAUGUGGUCCAAGCUGGUCUCAAACUCCUGGGCUUAAGCGAUCAUCCAUCCUUGGCCCUCCAGACAUUUUUCAAGAGAUUUGUCUAUGUGGGGUGCUGAGACCCCAAGCAGAGAAAGAAUUGAGGGGAGUAGCUAGUCAAGAAACCACAUCUAUGAAGGAAAGACAGCAGAGUUGUUA
Molecule: messenger RNA, 1792 nt
Organism: Chlorocebus sabaeus (green monkey)
Lineage: Eukaryota; Metazoa; Chordata; Mammalia; Primates; Cercopithecidae
Source: RefSeq, a predicted model, not a curated record